Messenger RNA from Striga asiatica, 1095 nucleotides. NCBI's taxonomy places the organism in Eukaryota, Viridiplantae, Streptophyta, Magnoliopsida, Lamiales, Orobanchaceae. The record is from the annotation of a GenBank genome assembly.
AUGCAAAUGAAACAGAGGGAAGAAGAUGGGGAGGCAGCGUACAACACUCUAAGGCUAAGCCCUUUCAAAAUUGAAGGCAAAGGAGGAUUCAGGGCUACUGCUUUCAUAUACGUUUUAACUGGAUUGGAGAACAUGGGCGUGGUUGCAAAUAUGGUGAGCCUUGUGCUCUAUUUCUCGUACAAGAUGUAUUUCGAUCUGUCCACGUCAGCAAACACGCUGACUAAUCUGCUCGGAUCAACUUAUCUGCUCUCUGUAGUUGGCGGCUUUAUUUCCGACAUUUACAUCAGCAGGUUCAAGUGCUGUGUCAUUUUUGCCUCCGUCGAAGUCUUGGCCCUGUCUAUGAUGGCAAUUCAAGCCCACACGGCCCGAUUGCUACCCGAACCAUGUGGAAAAUCGAGUUGUGUGAAAAAUGGCGUGGCCGUGUAUUUCUACUCGACAAUGUGUUUGCUGGCGCUCGGGAUUGGUGGGUUGAGGGGCUCGUUGCCCGCAUUUGGUGCGGACCAAUUUGACCCAAAGGACCCGAAAGAGGGAAAAGGGCUCGCGAGCUAUUUCAAUUGGCUGUUGCUGAGUUCGGUUACUGGUGGCUCAAUUGGGGCUACGGUUGUUGUUUGGGUGGCGACAAAUAAGAGUAAUCAGAAUUGGUGGAAAGGGUUUUUGAUUGCGGCUGUCGGAACGUUUGUGGGUUUGGUGUUUCUUGUGGCCGGGAAGCCAUUUUAUAGGCUUCACGUCCCAAGAGAUAGUCCUGUUAUUGUGGUGGCCCUGAAAAAUGGGAGAUUGCCUCAUCCAGAGAGCCCAAGUGAGCUGUACGAGAUGAACGAGAAAGAUUUAGAUCCAACUGCACAAAGAAUCCCGCACACUCAACAAUUCAGGUAGUAUUUUAUUCAACAGAUCUUAUCCCAUAUCAAUCAACAAAGGAAAGAUGCACUAUUUAUAUAGUUAUUCAAAGUUGGUUAUAUUACAAAGUUUGUUGCGUAUUUAGCCUGGUCAUACAAAUCUGAUUAACAUAAAAUUUAAUAAUUAACCUCAAAUCCGAUUUUCACCCAACAUUCUAUAUUUGAUUGACGAUUUCACCUCCUUCAAAAUUUCAAGAUCUCU